Messenger RNA from Bombyx mori (domestic silkworm), 1152 nucleotides. RefSeq names its product 18S rRNA aminocarboxypropyltransferase. The record is from RefSeq and is a predicted model, not a curated record. Gene Ontology annotation, biological process: maturation of SSU-rRNA. Gene Ontology annotation, molecular function: rRNA small subunit aminocarboxypropyltransferase activity. The transcript has a single exon. Bases 252 to 974 code for a protein of 240 amino acids. NCBI's taxonomy places the organism in Eukaryota, Metazoa, Arthropoda, Insecta, Lepidoptera, Bombycidae.
CGUCGUCUCUCUGGCGAGAAUGCGAGAUAUCAAGUUAUUUGAACUGUUUUAUUUUGUUAGUUUGUUUUGUAUGUGGCUGUAUGGACUAUACUCCCGUUGCCCAUCCAACAAACAUAAAAAAGUACAUAAUGUCAAAUACAUAAAAAUGCUUGGAUUUUUUAAUUUUUGUUUACAUGCAAUUUGGAAGCAAUUAAACAUUUAAAUACAUCACUUGGCAUAUUGAAUUAUGAAGUGUGAAGUUCUCAAAUAAAAUGGCACCAGGGAAAAAAGGCAGCGUGCACGGCAAGCGUUCAAAACAUCACGCUCCACGAGACUACGCGGAGACAUUAAAUGAUUUAACUAUCAAAUCUUCAUCGGACGACACUGAUGCAAGCAGUUCUGAUGAUGAAGGAAUCAAAGCUACAUUUUCAGUAAGCAUGUGGGAUCUGAAUCAUUGCGAUCCCAAAAAAUGUUCGGGCCGUAAAUUAUUAAGGCAUAACCUCAUAAAAAACUUGAAACUUGGGCACAGAUUUCAAGGUUUAGUGUUGUCACCCGUAGGUACUCAGUGUGUGAGUCCCAACGAUAAGAACAUUAUAGAAACAUUUGGGUUAGCGGUCAUUGACUGUUCAUGGGCAAAAAUUGAUGAGACGCCGUUCAGCAGAAUGAAGUCACCACAUCCGAGGCUAUUACCGUUCCUCGUUGCGGCGAACCCUAUAAAUUACGGAAAGCCAUACCAAUUGAGUUGUGUAGAAGCACUGGCAGCUGCCAUGUUCAUAACUGGACAUAAAAGUGAAGCAAAAUUCUAUUUAUCAAAGUUCUCAUGGGGUCAUUCGUUUUUAGAGUUGAAUUCUGAUGCAUUAGAUCUAUAUGCAGUGUGCACUGACAGUAAAAGUGUUUUAGAGGCGCAAGCGACAUUUUUGGAAUCUGUGAAAAAUGAACAAGAUGAUAGGCCGAUGUGGCCGCCAAGUGAAUCAGACAGUGCGUCAGAUAGCUGAUACUUCGGAUGUUUCUUGUGUUCUAGCUAUUACAACUAAGUUAUAUUGUGAAUAAAAAAAACGAAAUUUCCUACUUCUUUGUUAUUUAUAACUAUAUAAUUCGUGUUAGUAUAUAUUUUGAAAGGUCAUUGAUAUCAAUUGUAUGUUGGUCACAAAUAGAUUUCUUCUUAAUACUUGA